Pleurotus ostreatus (oyster mushroom) is the source of this 780-nucleotide messenger RNA. RefSeq lists its product as uncharacterized. The coding region runs from base 1 to 780 and encodes 259 amino acids. The transcript has 2 exons. The record is from RefSeq and is a predicted model, not a curated record. NCBI's taxonomy places the organism in Eukaryota, Fungi, Basidiomycota, Agaricomycetes, Agaricales, Pleurotaceae.
AUGGCCAGCAUUAUUCGGUCUGCGAAAUCCGGGAAUGAGUGGACGAUGAACGAAUUAAAUGCCUAUAACAUACAAAUAUCCUUCCAGGACGCUCAGACGUUUUUCGGCACGGUCCCCUUGCCUCCUCCUGCCGUCAGCCAGGACAUUCUCACUGCCCUUGACGCCGACGACGCAGUUGACGAAAGAGUAUACAAUCUCCUAACCCAAUUGGAUCUUGCCAUGCUCCCUUCCGAGCCUGAGGAGUCCGCAGUCGACGAUUUCGCUGUACUCCUCUUUCAUUCCCUUGGCUACAUCCAUCGCCCUCGAGCAUUACGCACCCGCAAAGAAUUGCAACUCCUCGUUUGUGGGGAGACAAAGUAUGCAAAACCCGACAUCUGCAUCAUCGAUCGAUCAGCCAACGAUAUUAUCCUCCUCGUCCAGGAGGAUAAAAGGUUCUACAGUGGCGCAGACCCACACGCUCAACUCAUCGCAGAGGCUAUUGCAGCCUUCCAAACUAACAACGUUCGGAGGCUGGCAGCGGGACUUGAGAAACUGGACAGCAAGAUCAUCCCGGGAAUAAUCAUGGUUGGGACAGCUCCCAGUUUCUUCAAGAUUCCAGUCACCGAACAACUGUCUCAGUGUGUCGCACAAGGACAAUACCCCCUCUCUCCUACAAUCGUUACCGGGCAUGUUCCUGACCUCCCCCGCCCCAAUCGCAGGUUUAGUGAAGGCAUGAAGCCUCUUGAUAACCGGCGGGUCAUUCUUCAAUGCUACGAAGCUUUCAAACAAUUUGUUGUCUAA